Molecule: messenger RNA, 1869 nt
Organism: Lepus europaeus (European hare)
Lineage: Eukaryota; Metazoa; Chordata; Mammalia; Lagomorpha; Leporidae
Gene: PGD
Product: phosphogluconate dehydrogenase
Exons: 13
Coding region: 88-1539 (483 amino acids)
Biological process (GO): pentose-phosphate shunt, oxidative branch; pentose-phosphate shunt
Cellular component (GO): cytosol
Molecular function (GO): NADP binding; phosphogluconate dehydrogenase (decarboxylating) activity
Source: RefSeq, a predicted model, not a curated record
GGGGCCAGCGGGAGCCUGACUGAGCCGUCCGAGCCCCGGAGCCUCUCUGCUCCUCGGAUCGCCUCAGCCCGCCGCGCAGCCGCCGCCAUGGCCCAAGCCGACAUCGCGCUGAUUGGCCUGGCGGUCAUGGGUCAGAACUUAAUCCUGAACAUGAAUGACCACGGCUUCGUGGUCUGUGCUUUCAACAGGACGGUCUCCAAGGUGGAUGACUUCUUGGCCAACGAGGCGAAGGGAACCAAGGUGGUGGGCGCCCAGUCCUUGAAGGAGAUGGUGUCCAGGCUGAAGCAGCCGCGGCGCAUCGUGCUGCUGGUCAAGGCCGGCCAGGCUGUGGACGACUUCAUCGAGAAACUGGUUCCACUGCUGGACACUGGUGACAUCAUCAUCGAUGGAGGAAACUCGGAAUAUAGGGACACCACGAGACGAUGUCGAGACCUCAAGGCCAAGGGGAUCUUGUUUGUGGGGAGCGGAGUGAGCGGUGGAGAGGAAGGGGCCCGGUACGGGCCGUCACUCAUGCCAGGAGGGAACAAAGAGGCUUGGCCGCACAUCAAGACCAUCUUCCAAAGCAUCGCUGCGAAAGUCGGAACUGGAGAACCCUGCUGUGACUGGGUGGGCGAGGAGGGGGCCGGGCACUUCGUGAAGAUGGUGCACAAUGGCAUAGAGUACGGAGACAUGCAGCUCAUCUGUGAGGCCUACCACCUGAUGAAGGACGCGCUGGGCAUGGGGCACGACGAGAUGGCGCAGGCCUUUGAGGAGUGGAAUAAGACAGAGCUGGACUCGUUCCUGAUUGAAAUCACAGCCAACAUCCUCAAGUUCAAAGAUGCUGAUGGCAAGCAGCUGCUGCCAAAGAUCAGGGACAGCGCGGGGCAGAAGGGCACCGGGAAGUGGACGGCCAUCUCGGCCCUGGAAUACGGCGUUCCCGUCACCCUCAUUGGAGAGGCCGUCUUUGCGCGCUGCCUGUCGUCUCUGAAGGACGAGAGGGUUCAGGCCAGCAAGCUGCUGCGGGGGCCCCCGAAGGCUGCGUUCCAAGGCGACAAGGGGGCGUUCCUGGAGGACAUUCGUAAGGCACUCUACGCUUCCAAGAUCAUCUCUUACGCCCAAGGCUUCAUGCUGCUGCGACAGGCGGCCACCGAGUUCGGCUGGACCCUCAACUACGGAGGCAUCGCCCUGAUGUGGCGGGGCGGCUGCAUCAUCCGCAGUGUAUUCCUGGGAAAGAUAAAAGACGCAUUUGAUCGAAACCCAGAACUUCAGAAUCUGCUGCUGGACGACUUCUUCAGGUCAGCUGUCGAGACCUGCCAGGCCUCCUGGCGGCGGGUAGUGAGCACUGGGGUCCAGGCGGGCAUCCCCAUGCCCUGCUUCAGCACCGCGCUGGCCUUCUAUGACGGAUACAGACACGAGCUGCUGCCGGCCAACCUCAUCCAGGCUCAGCGGGAUUACUUCGGGGCUCACACGUACGAACUCUUAGCCGAACCAGGACGGUUCAUCCACACUAACUGGACAGGCCACGGCGGCAGCGUGUCCUCCUCCUCGUACAAUGCCUAAGCGGCCCGUGUGCCACACACACUCCUUCCUCGGCCCUCUGUCCACUUCUGCUCAGGUCUCUGCAAGUUCGACGUUGCGAGAGGCUCCUGAAACAGUCCGCUUACUCGGAGGCGGCUCCGGGAGAGCCACCUGCCCUCCGCCCUUGCCUUUGACCGUGUGCGGGACAGCAGCGGCCGGGGGCCCGGCCCCGCGGAUCAGCGAGGCCAUGCAUCUGUCCCGAGAACGCUGCAGCUCUGAGCACACAGAGGGGAGGGGACGUGGGGUCGAUCAGGUGGGACUCGGGGUCACGCUGAUUCCCCCUUUCCCACACCCAAUAAAAGCUUCUCUACG